Messenger RNA from Lepisosteus oculatus (spotted gar), 3628 nucleotides. Its product is annotated as monocarboxylate transporter 12-B. Gene Ontology annotation, biological process: monocarboxylic acid transport; transmembrane transport. Gene Ontology annotation, molecular function: monocarboxylic acid transmembrane transporter activity. The record is from RefSeq and is a predicted model, not a curated record. Lineage: Eukaryota; Metazoa; Chordata; Actinopteri; Semionotiformes; Lepisosteidae. Gene Ontology annotation, cellular component: plasma membrane.
CAUAAAAUGAAGCGAUGCAUUUCGUCCUCAGUUGAGGAGAAGGGAUCGGAGUUUAUAUGACAUAUUUCACCGAAAUAAUUUGUUUUUCUUGCGACUUCAGCUUCCUCAUCAGCAGAGAUUAAUAAUAACAUCGUUAUCGCCAAGGCAAAGCGAUUUACACGCGAACUCGCAUGAGUCGGUUUUCAGUCUGACGCCUGGGAGCGCUGCCCUGGUGCUAGUCCGCUGCGUGGUCGGCACGUGCACGCCUGCGGUUCUCCUGCCCUCGCCCUGGGCGCUAUAGAGAAGAUGCGCAAUUACAUCACCGCAGCCGCAGAAGAGAACUGGAAAAGCUACUUCUUAAGCUAGGCGAGUAAGCACUUCUAAGCAAGGAUUUUUACAUUUAAUUUGGAGCAAUGCGAGAGGACACAGAAAGAGAAGGGGUAGUCCGAGCAGGAUAAGGCAUUUUUUUUUAUUUACCAUAAACCUGGUAAAAGUUUUUGGGGGCGUUUUGUUUUUCAUUGUAUCGUUUUUUCUCAUUUUUAGAAGAAAAGUUUCAUGUCUUAAGGCAUGCUAACUCCAGAUACAAACGGAUAAUUGGAUGUCGAAGUUGCUCAGAAAGGGGUAAGUUUUGACUAAUGAGUGCUUCAUAGAAUGUGGAACGAAUUAGCACUCAGCAUGGCUAGUAGUAGGUUUCCAUUGAGCAGAACUAUGAAAGCUCUGGCUAGUAUGAAGCCAAUAUCAACUGCCAUGUUGGUCAUUGUCUGUUUCCAGAGGAACUGACAAAUCCCUCUUCGGAUAACAUUCCAUACAUUCUGUGCAACACUGAGCGCUGUGGCACUGAGCGAACCGCGAGCUGGGGCUCAGCGCUGGGAACUCGAGCUGGAAAAAAGGGAUUAGGAGUGCAAGCUGCGUUUCAGCCAUGGCCCAAAGUAAAAAGGAGCUGGGAGUCGCCCCUCCUGAUGGAGGCUGGGGAUGGAUGAUUGUCGCCGGCUGCUUCCUUGUCACUGUUUGCACCCGCGCGGUCACCAGAUGUAUCUCCAUAUUUUUUGUGGAAUUUCAAUUGCACUUUGCACGGGAUUACUCAGGAACAGCGUGGAUCCACUCUUUAGUGGACUGUACCACAAUGCUGUGUGCACCUCUUGGCAGCUUAAUUGGGAAUCGCCUAUCCUGCCGCAUUGCUAUUAUUCUGGGAGGGUUUCUGGCUUCGACGGGCCUUGUCCUGAGCUCUUUCGCCACAAGUCUGGAAUACCUGUAUCUGACACUGGGAGUCCUCACAGGUAUCGGGUUUGCGCUCUGCUACACCCCAGCCAUUGCCAUGGUAGGCAAGUACUUCUGUGAAAGGAAGGCGCUGGCUUAUGGGAUUGCUAUGUCCGGCAGCGGGAUCGGCACUUUCGUUCUAGCGCCGGCGGUCCAGCUCCUGAUCGAGCAUUACUCCUGGCGUGGGGCGCUCCUCGUCCUGGGGGGGUUUGUGUCGAACCUGUGCGUCUGCGGAGCCCUGAUGAGGCCCAUCACUCUGAAGGAAGAGCAGCUGAGCAGCGCCUUGUCCGUCGACGCCGAGCAUUCUUACAAAACGAAGCAAAAGGACUUGAGCUCGACCCCGGCACAGUUCCUGAGCAAGGACCAUGGGCACAGGUGCUUCUGCUUCCAGUCAGUGCAGGAGUACCACUUCCUCCUGAUGCCUGACUUCAUGGUCCUGGCGGUGUCCUUCCUCUUCCUGGCAUAUGGCUGCAGUGUGCCCUUUGUUUAUCUCGUGCCUUAUGCUCUGAACGUGGGGGUGAGCCACCAGCAGGCGGCCUUCCUCAUGUCCAUCCUGGGGGUGAUUGAGAUUGUGGGGAACAUCACAUUCGGCUGGCUCACAGACAGAAGGUGUUUAAAAAAGUAUCGCAACAUUUGUUACCUGUUAGCAGUGGGUCUGGAGGGCCUGUGCUGUCUCUUCAUCCCUAUUCUGAAAAGCUUCCCACUGCUUGUUCCAUUUGCUGUGCUCUAUGGGUAUUUUGACGGCGCUUAUGUGGCCUUAAUACCUGUUGUAACAUCAGACGUCGUUGGAACAACAUACCUCUCUUCAGCUCUGGGAGUUGUGUAUUUUCUUCAUGCAAUUCCUUACCUUGUGAGCCCACCUAUUGCAGGCUGGCUGGUAGACAGAACUGGCACCUACACUGCAGCUUUCCUCCUCAGUGGGCUCUCCCUCAUCUCCAGUUCACUGUUGCUGAGUGCCGUAGCUGGGAUCAAGAGGUGCAGAAGAAGACAGUCAGGCACUUACACCACUUCCGCUGAGCCCAAACUGCAAGACUGGAAGAACAAGCAGACCAACUACUAUAGUGCUUCAGAUCAGGAACCAAAACUUCUGUGAAUGAGAGACAUUUGGCAGGCUACCUUGAUAGGAAUGAAGAAUUCUGAUUAUUUUUCACUCAGUAAAUAUUAUUAUUGCCUGUUUUUGCCAAACCAAAGUACAAUAUUGUUAAAGUAUAUGACAAAAAAACAAAAUUGUAUUACUUAUUAUGGAAUUUUACUUUUUGUAUACUUUAGUUUUGUGGGGGGUUUUGUGUUUGUAUAUGAAUAAUUUGUUACUUUCCCAAAACAUGUUUUUGUAAGUUAGUUAUUGAUUUUUGUGUGUGCAGAUUGUUAAUACCAAUAAAAAUGUUGGGUGUAGAUUCUUAAAAGCCCUCAUAGCAUGGCAGUAAAAUAAAUAAUUUCAUGCUGAAACUUUGCCUAGAAGGGACUGGUGUGGUAAGAUAGGAAUAUGAAUAUAAAUAUGAAGUGCAUGUGUGUGCAUAUAUUGUAUAUGUCUUUCUUCUUGUAGUAGAAAUGAAAAAGGGUGAUGACUACGAUGAUGAUUUAUAUAUAUGUAUUGCCAUCACCUCAAGCCCCUUUAUUCAGCUACCCUUGUACAAUUACCCCUGAUGAUUUUGUGGAUUGUAUUGUGCCAUCUUCGUCUCUGGCUCUCUGGAUCCACUUCAGUAUUUCCGUGGUCUGGCAGUCUCCAGACUGUUGCCAAGCCUGCUCGCUUUUGAUGCCACAAUGGUGCCACAUGGUUUUGUUUAGGCUUGAAUUUGCUUGUUUCUCUUGCCUUAUCCUGUCAUUAUUCUGGGCACACAUCAGGCUGUACUUACUUGAGAUGUUAAGCAGUCUUAGACCAUUGAUGCAUUCAGUGUCCUUGUGCAUCUGUGUGUUAGUACUGCCAACACAGGUGGGUCAAGCACAUUUCUUUUCAGGCACAGAGGCAGUUGCUCCUUCAGAAUGUGCCUGAUACCACAGACGCACUUCAGCCCAUUGACUCUUUACUUCAGACAUCUAAUUUCCAGCUGAUAGUAUUGUGUCAAAAACAGUAUAUGUAAUUGUUGGCUUCUUCUGUGAUCACACCAUGUAUUCCAUUUGUCUUGUGAGAAAAAUAUAUUCAGGUUUGCUUUAGUUUUCUGUAAAUUUAUUUCCAGACCAGCUGCAGUUCUCUUUUCUUGUCCAGUUUGAAUUUGCAGUUGUAUUUGUUUUUACACAAAUAUAAUGUCACCAGGUUCUGUAAUUGUAGUGCUUUGUUUUCUCAAUCCAGUAUCCGAACCAUGUCUUUCAGUAUGAUUAUAUAUCAUUUGGGUGUAUUUCCAUUUUAUAACACGUGCUUCCCUUUUUUGGCAUUUAUAAUGUUAUAAAAAUAAUA